Molecule: messenger RNA, 429 nt
Organism: Rosa chinensis
Lineage: Eukaryota; Viridiplantae; Streptophyta; Magnoliopsida; Rosales; Rosaceae
Exons: 1
Coding region: 1-429 (142 amino acids)
Source: RefSeq, a predicted model, not a curated record
AUGGAGAAUUACUUUAGGAUGGUUGUUUAUAUCGACAAUGAUAAGAGGGAGAUAGUUACUUUUCUGUUCCAAUAUGAGGCACAGGUAUGGUGGGAGUGCGUGGAGAGGGCUAGAGAUAUGUCGACCAUGACAUGGGUGGGAUUUGUGAGACUCUUCAAGGAGAUGUACUUUCAAGCAUCAGUGAUAGAGCAGUUGGAGGUGGAGUUCCUCUCUCUAGUUCAGGGAACUAUGAGUGUUAGGGACAAUGAGGUGAAGUUCUCACAGUUGUACCGAUUUUUGAGUCCUUGGGAUGCUCUGAGUUUGGCCAAGAAGUUUCAACGGGGGCUGAAUGCUUCUCUCAGGCAUAAUGUAGCACUUCUGGAGCUACCUACUAUAGCAUUCAUCUUAGCUAAGGCCAUGGCUCUUGAGCAGGAUACCCAGACUCACUAG